Molecule: messenger RNA, 561 nt
Organism: Scheffersomyces amazonensis
Lineage: Eukaryota; Fungi; Ascomycota; Pichiomycetes; Serinales; Debaryomycetaceae
Product: MARVEL domain-containing protein
Exons: 1
Coding region: 1-561 (186 amino acids)
Cellular component (GO): membrane
Source: RefSeq, a predicted model, not a curated record
AUGCCUUCAAGAACCGUCAUCUCAUUUGUCCUUCGUUUCUUACAAUUUGCAAUUGGUGCAUCCGUCUUAGGAUUAACUGCUGGUAUAACUGAUAUUUUAGGUAUCAACAUUAAGAAAGUUACUUUAGUUACAGUAAUUGGUGUUGUUACAGUACUUUACACUCUUUUCACUUUAAGUGGAUUACAAAGAAAGGUUCCACUUUUCCCAAUCUUAUUCUUGGAAAUUGUUCUCAAUUAUUUCUGGGUUAUUGCUUUCUCAUUAGUUGCUGAUGCUUUUGGUGAUAUUGAUUACCAUGGUGCCAAAUGGCCAAAGUUGGCUAUCUCCACUGUUCCAUUAACUUUAGUUAACUGGCUCUUAUUUGUUAUUACUAAUAUCAUCUUCAUUUCUGAAACCUUAGUUCCAUUUGUUAAAGUUAAUGCCUUUGCUCAAACUUACAAAUCUACAACUAGAUUACAAUGGGGUGCUCUUUAUCCAGCUGAAACUUUUGCUCUUCCAGAUAUUGAAAGAAACUCCGAUGAUUUAGAACACAAGGACUUAACUAGCGGUGCUCCAACCGAAUAG